Molecule: messenger RNA, 558 nt
Organism: Linum tenue
Lineage: Eukaryota; Viridiplantae; Streptophyta; Magnoliopsida; Malpighiales; Linaceae
Source: the annotation of a GenBank genome assembly
AUGGAUCUCGGCCCGCCGGAGAUCGUCUCCUUUGUCCACUGCAACGUUACAAGUGAUUCUGACCUUGAGAAUGCCGUUGAUACAGCGGUGUCAAGGUACGGCCAGCUAGACAUCAUGUACAACAACGCUGGAAUCGGAGGUAACCUCGACACCACCAUCUUAAACUCGGACAACGCCGACUUCAAGAAGGUGCUUGAAAUCAACCUCUUCGGAUCCUUCCUCGGAGCCAAACACGCCGCCAGGGUUAUGAUUCCCGCAAGGAAAGGUUGCAUCUUGUUCACCGGCAGCGUUGCCGCUUCUAUAAGUGGCGACUUGUCUUACGCAUACAAGGCUUCCAAGCAUGCUAUUUUGGGGCUCAACAACAACUUGACCGUGGAGCUGGGCAAGUACGGCAUCAGGGUCAACACCACUUCUCCCUAUGGAGUGGCCACUCCCAUGGUCACAAGCGGCAUGCAAAUGGACAAGAAGGCUGCUGAGGAAUUCAUGUCCGCCGCUGGAAACUUGAGAGGGGCUAUCCUCGAACCCGAGGAUGUUGCUCGGGCUGCCUUUGUUGUUUAG